Hymenoscyphus albidus is the source of this 1812-nucleotide messenger RNA. Lineage: Eukaryota; Fungi; Ascomycota; Leotiomycetes; Helotiales; Helotiaceae. The record is from the annotation of a GenBank genome assembly.
AUGUCGACCAAAUCCGGGAUCUCAGAACCGGGAUCUACACCACGAGUUUCUCCUAUGUCAACUGAGGUUGAUAUGAGGGAGAAGAUUCCAGUACAGAGUCACUCUUCCGCAUCUGAUGAUGGAAGAGAUCUCAAAACAAAAAGAUCCGUUACGUUUAUGCCGGAACUUGAGUCCAAUGAAGUGAAAACGACAGACCCCCGAACUCCCCUACUUCGACACAAAAUCAUCAUGUUUGCUUUAUGUGCUACAGUAUUCGCUGUCUCUCUGGAUACAUUCAUAAUGACAAAUACGCUGCCAACGAUUGCCAAGGACUUCGAUAUUUCCGACGCGGGAUUUGCAUGGAUCGGUUCUGCUUACAUGUUGGGUUUUGGUGUUGUCGUUCCUUUUUGGGCGAAUAUCAGCACCGUUUUUGGCCGGAGAGUGAUCUUAAUUAUUACUAGCGCAAUAUUCUUUAUUGGUACCGUGAUUGGAGCUCUUUCAAAGAAUAUCGCGAUAUUGCUGGGAGGACGUGCUGUUCAAGGCAUUGGCGGCGGAGGCUUAGUUGUCUUGGCCAAUAUCUGUGUCGGAGAUUUAUUUUCUGUGAGGUUAGUACCAUUUUCAGCACAAAAUAAGUGAUAACCCUCACUGAUAUUGGAACAAGGGAACUUGGACUGUACUUUGGUGUUGUUGGAGCAGUGACAGCCGUGGCUUCCGCGUCAGGACACACCAUACGGGGAGUGCUUUCCGAAAAAGCCAGUUGGAGAUGUUGCUUUUGGAUUCUCGGUGAGUCUGUAUCAUAAAAUACGAUACAGGAAGACUAACUCGAAUUCAGUGCCUUUCAAUGUUAUGUCAUUCGUAGUCCUGGUCUUCUUUCUCAAGCUCGACUCGCCUAAAAUACCUAUCCUGGAAGGACUCAAAAGAGUGGAUUGGCUUGGCAGCAUCACCAUUGUUGGUGCAACUCUCAUGCUUCUGAUCGGCCUACAGAUGGGAGGUACUUCAGCCCCCUGGAACUCACUCUUGGUUAUUCUUCUGAGUACAUUUGGGGCUCUUGGAUUCGUGUUUUUCGUCGUGGUGGAAUGGAAGAUUGCCAAGCCGCCGCUCAUGCCACUGAAGUUUUCAAACAGAAUUUCCACCAUAUCCACCCUAGGAGUGAAUAUAUCACAGUCCUUUAUCACGACUGGUUGCACUUACUUCCUCCCGUUGUACUUUCAGAUCGUCCUGAAUGUAUCUCCGAUUAUGUCAGGCGUCUACUUCCUCCCAACCACGGCAGUUCUCGCACUAUUCUUCAUAUUUGUUGGGUACGUGUUUAGGCGAACUGGAAAAUAUAAACUCCUGAUUCAGGUCGGAGCCGCGGCAUUGUUUCUCAGCACUGGACAAUUCAUACAUCUUCAGCCUCAUGCCGACUGGCCAUUGAUCAUUCUCACUGAGGUCCUGAUAGCAAUUGGGCUUGGACUUACCUACCAAGCACCCCUGAUAGCCUUCCAUGCUCAAAUUGACGAGGCAGAUGUUGCAGCCGGUACAUCCGCUUUCCAGUUCAUCAAAACUCUGAGUCAAACAAUGAGUGUUAUUUUCGGACAGGUCAUAUUCCAGAGCCAGAUCCGGAGACAGGCAGAUAUCCUUCAAGUUUCAGGUUUGCCAGCGAGUUACAUCAGCUCACUGAGUUCUGGAAACGCAAUUUCAACGGCGGCAAUCAGUUCUAGGAUCAACCAUGAACAGCAAAAGGCUGUCCGUACGGUUAUGACCACCGCCUUCAACGACAUGUGGAUCUUCUAUGCUGUAGUUGCAUUCUUGGGGUUCGUUGCAAGCUUUGGUAUUAGGAAAGUCAAGCUUUGA